AUGCGUGCCUCUAUCCGUGCUGCUCUCCUCGUCGCCGCCGCCGCCCUUGUGGCCCUCCAGGUGGCUCAGCCCGUUUCGGGUCACCUUGUCGACCAUGAGGCCUUCGAGAACGCGACCCCUACCCUCUACGACUACUCUCGUCGUCAAAAUGAUGAAGGCACUGCCGUUCCCACGUCUACCUCGACUGUCGUACCUACCGCCACUGCUGCCCCCGGUGCUCGGUGCCGCAGGGCCGCAGACUGCGCUUCGGGAGCAUGUAGUCAAGGCAGGUGUGUCCCCAAGACCGGUACGGGUCCCAACAACUCUUACUGCAACCGCGAUGCUCAGUGUGUCGGUGGCUCUUACUGCUACCGUGGUUCGUGCCAGUUUAUCAAGAGGAACGGUUCCCCUUGCUACAAGGACUCUGGUUGUCUUAGCGGUAACUGCAUUAACAAGCGCUGCAUCGCCAACGCUUCGCAGCGCAACGGUGCCCGAUGCACCAAGUCGACUCAGUGCGUUAGAGGUUCCUUCUGCUCCAACAGCAAGUGUGCGACCAUCAGGACCGUUGGCAAGUACUGCUACAAGGACCAGGGUUGCACUUCGGGCCACUGCGUUCGCAACAGGUGCUCUUCUCGUGGUCUUGCUAAGCUCGGCCAGCACUGCACUUCCAACAGUAGGUGUAUCUCGAACUUCUGCUUCAAGAGCGCUUGCCGUGCUAAGCGCAGCCGCAACCAGCCUUGUUCACUCAACGACACCUGUCUUAGCGGUCGUUGCCGCAGAAACAAGACUUGCGCUUAA
Molecule: messenger RNA, 777 nt
Organism: Ustilago hordei
Lineage: Eukaryota; Fungi; Basidiomycota; Ustilaginomycetes; Ustilaginales; Ustilaginaceae
Exons: 1
Coding region: 1-777 (258 amino acids)
Source: RefSeq, a predicted model, not a curated record